Messenger RNA from Striga asiatica, 411 nucleotides. The record is from the annotation of a GenBank genome assembly. Lineage: Eukaryota; Viridiplantae; Streptophyta; Magnoliopsida; Lamiales; Orobanchaceae.
AUGUCCGCCGGUUUAGAUGACUACACCAUACAUAUUGAGUAUGCAUAUGCCAGCCUCGGCAGCUACGCCACCGACGGGUGCGGAGAGUUCAGCCCCAACCUCUGCUGCGCCGCCUGUGGCUGCCACCGUAAAGUCAUUGAAGACAUCGAGAGACAACAGAAGCGGCAGAAGAAGCGGAUAAGGACGAAAUUCACGUCCGAGCAGAAGGAGAAGAUGAUGGGUUUUGCGGAGAAGAUUGGGUGGAAGCUGCAGAGAAAAUUAGAGGAAGAUGACGAGAUCGAGAGGUUCUGCAGAGGGGUUGGGAUCAGUCGUAAGGUUUUCAAGGUUUGGAUGCAUAAUCAUAAGAACCAACUCGUCUGCACAACUUCGGCUGCCGGUGGGAAUGCCUCCUCCGAUGUUACGGAUCACUAG